This is a messenger RNA of Neurospora tetrasperma FGSC 2508, 945 nucleotides long. RefSeq lists its product as uncharacterized. Gene Ontology annotation, biological process: protein deglycosylation. Gene Ontology annotation, molecular function: N4-(beta-N-acetylglucosaminyl)-L-asparaginase activity. Lineage: Eukaryota; Fungi; Ascomycota; Sordariomycetes; Sordariales; Sordariaceae. Bases 1 to 945 code for a protein of 314 amino acids. The transcript has 2 exons. The record is from RefSeq and is a predicted model, not a curated record.
AUGACUCCUCUGCCAAACCGCGUCCCCCUAACCACCAUCCUUUCCCUCCUCGCUUUCUUGACAACAACCACUCCAACCCUCGCCUCUCAAAAGUCCCAGCAUCCCCUAACCUCUUCUAACCCCAGCUCCACCACCGUCUCCAAGCCCGAUCUAAACUGGCACAACACCCCCGGCCUCCCCUUUAUCAUCAACACCUGGGGCGGGAUCUUCACCUCCGCCACCGAUUCGGCCUUCCUGAACCUCACCUCCCCACCACCUCCAGACUCCAAUCCCCGUCUAGAUGUCAUCAAUGCCAUCGUAGCCGGCUGUUCCACAUGCGAACGUCUCCAAUGCGACGGCACCGUCGGCCAUGGCGGCUCGCCCGACGAAAACUGCGAAACCACGCUAGAUGCGCUGCUCAUGGACGGAGACACGCUGGACUCGGGCGCGGUGGCCAAUUUGCGGCGGGUACGAGACGCGAUUGCCGUUGCGAAGCGGGUGUUGCUGUAUACAAGACAUUCGCUCCUGACGGGCGAUCAGGCGACGGAGUUUGCGAGGGAGAACGGGUUUACGGAAGAGGAUUUGGGGACGGAGGAGUCGAGGGGGGUUUGUGAGGACUGGAAGAGGGAAGGGUGUAAAAAGGGGUCGUACAGGAGGAAUGUGGUUGUGGUUGAAGGGAAGGGUGAAGGGGAGGGAGGAGGGUGUGGGCCUUUUGUGCCGGUUCCGGAAAAGGACUUGGGGGUUGAUGGGGGUCUUGGAGAGUCUAAUAACCAAUUUGGGGAGAAGAGGGGUGGGCAUGAUACUAUAUCUAUGAUUGCGAUUGGGAAGAAUGGGAGGAUGGCCGCUGGGUCUUCGACAAAUGGUGCAUCACACAAGAUCCCGGGGAGGGUUGGCGAUGGACCGAUUGUGGGUAGCGGUGCCUGUGGAAAGCUUGAGAAGGGGUAUGACCCCGACAGAGGCGGCUGA